CCACUACUACCACCACAUUCCAUCAAAAUACCAGCGUCGGAUCCUCCACGGCACACACGGCCAAAAAAGCCUAACCACUCUUGUCUCCCAGCGACCCCGGCCAACCCCAGCGGCCUGCCCACACCACAACACCACACCCCCAAGCCGUCCACCUCGACCUGUCUGCCUAAGGAUCCUCUCCAUCACGGCCAGCGACCCUCUCACCACGCAAACAACGCACCAAGCACCAUGGCCACCGCAGUGCAGUCUGCGAUGACAAUGGCGCACUUCAACAGUCACCCCAACCAAUGCAUCGACCCCGAGCAGGAGUUCUUCGACUUCGGCGCCCUUCCCUCCCCGACACCCGCAAACCUCAAGCGGGAAUCGAGCGCAACAUCGACCAUGGCGAGCCCGACGAGCACGGCCAUCGACGAAGACCAGCAGAUCCCCUCGAAGCCCAGCCACGAGUAUGAGCGCUUCAAGCAGCAGACGGGCCUGCCCUCGGGCUCCAUCGCCGGCCUCAAUGCCGCCUACAACCCAGGCUUCUCCAUGUUCUCGUCCACGGGCUUGGACGAGAUGGCUUUGAUGGGCGGCGACUCCGUCAUGGACGCUUCGUGGAGUACUGGCUUACCCAUGGACUCGGCCAUGAACAUGGGCAUCAACUACCAGCCGCCGGGCUACCUGUUCAACGACGCUUCGCAAGACGACUUUGUCGAUCCGAGUGCCAUUACACAAGAGGAGAUGCCAAACGUCAGGGUGUGGCCCGGUAUGCAUCAGCAGCAGGCCGCUCUAGCCAAGGCACAGGCCCAACAGCAGCAGCAGCGACAGCAGCAACAGCAGCAACAACUCGCCCACCAGAAACAGCAGCAGCAACAGCAACAACAACAGGCCAUGCAGGCACAACAACAGAACCGUCUGCAACCCCCCAGCCAGGCCGGCAGGAAGACGUCGAGCCCUCUGAGCGACGCCCGCACGGAGGAGACCAUCGCUCGCGUCGUCGCACAGAUCCGAGCCGACAGCCAGAACGCUUCGUCGUCCAUGCAGAACGACGGACAAGGCCUCCUUCCCCACAUCAUCCGCGCCAAAAAGGACGAAGACGAAAUGGACGAGGACGAGAGGCUACUCGCCUCCGACGAGGGAAAGAAGCUCAGCUCAAAGGAACGCCGCCAGCUCCGUAACAAGGUGUCUGCUCGCGCCUUCCGCUCUAGGAGAAAGGAAUACAUCGGCCAGCUUGAGGGUGAAGUCGCCAUGAAGGUCAACGAAGCCAACGACCUCCGCACUCAAAACCGCCUGCUGUUGGAGGAAAACGCCCGCUCUCGCGCCUUCAUCGAGCGCCUGCUCCGCCACCAGGCCUUUGGUCCCUUCCUCGAGGAGUUGUCCCGCGACGAGGCUCUCCAGCCCAAGGCUCCCAUGGCCUCUAUGCCAUCAGCCUCGACCCCGGUCGUCGCCGCACCAGCACCAGCACCGUUUCAGAACCAGCAGUUUUCUGGCAUGCCAGAGAAUGAGAACGUCCACGUGGGCAUGACCAUGGUCCCCGAGACUCACCUUGACUUUUCAAUGCUCAACUUGAACAACAACGGCAACAACUGGGGUGCCAGCAACGGCUUCAACUUCCAGCAACCUCGCGUCUUCGCCCUCCUAGAGGUGCCCGCCGGCCCAGCCAACCCCCUCGACACUGAGGCCAUGUCUGGCAAGGGCUACAGUGCCAUGUUCAACGCCGAGGAUGACUCGUCUGUUGAGGAGGUCAAGCUUGACUACCCCGUCAUCGAGCGUCCGGUUCAGUCUGAAUCUACCUGUGCUAUCGUUGUCGAGGAGGAGGAUGAGGACCCUGAGUAUGAUCUCUACAACUCAUCGCCUGCCCGUUCUGCUCCUGCCCCGGUCGCUGCCUCGAUUGAAAACCACGAAACACUCUUCACAAACUCCGACAAGGCGCUCGCACACUUCUCUUUGGUUCUCUCAGACGAGGCCGAGGAGGCACGGUUAGCGGAGCGCCUGGAGAGGAGAAUCGCCGCCAUGGAACCCGCUCUUCAGAGGUUAGCAGCUAUUACCGCCAUGCUCGACUCAUGACCCUUAGCGGGUUGCCAUUCGCUUCUUCCCCACAAUGCUUUACACAAUGAGCACUUGAGCGGGCCCUCUUUUCAUAGACUGUUUAGUAUGACUGUAUGAUUUCUUUUGGUAAGAUAUAUCUAGGUUGGCCACUGUGUCUUCCAGCGAGACCGAUCGGGCGUCAAGACCCCUUUCCUUUGUUCAAGGUCAAUUGGCUGUGGCUACAGCAGGCCCGGGUCGGCGUCAACAGUCCUUUUUUAUUAGCGUUUUCUUUGUGUAUAUUGAAUGGUAUAGGCUGUGGAGGAAAGAUGUAUGUAGAUGACUGAAUAUAUAUCAAUAAGGCCACACUGCCCUCUUCGAACUGUUUGUGAUGACCCUGUCCACACCCUACUACAACUUGGACUUACCACAUGAUAGGAGCAAGAGUGUC
Cucurbitaria berberidis CBS 394.84 is the source of this 2455-nucleotide messenger RNA. RefSeq lists its product as uncharacterized. Gene Ontology annotation, molecular function: DNA-binding transcription activator activity, RNA polymerase II-specific; transcription cis-regulatory region binding. The transcript has 3 exons. Lineage: Eukaryota; Fungi; Ascomycota; Dothideomycetes; Pleosporales; Cucurbitariaceae. Gene Ontology annotation, cellular component: RNA polymerase II transcription regulator complex. The record is from RefSeq and is a predicted model, not a curated record. The coding region runs from base 259 to 2046 and encodes 595 amino acids.